Molecule: messenger RNA, 570 nt
Organism: Micromonas commoda
Lineage: Eukaryota; Viridiplantae; Chlorophyta; Mamiellophyceae; Mamiellales; Mamiellaceae
Exons: 1
Coding region: 53-349 (98 amino acids)
Source: RefSeq, a predicted model, not a curated record
CACGGCGGUGGCGCUCCGCGAACUCGUCGCACGCGUCGGGCGGGGUUGCGGGAUGCCCGCGCCGGACGGAAUAGACCACGCGCACAAGAACAGGUGCAUCCAGGAGGCAUCCGCGGCGGGCGUCAAGGGAGCGGCGUUCGGCAUCGCGAUAUCCGCGCCCCUCGUCUACCUCGCCCAUCGUCUCAGUCCGAGGUUCGCCACGUUCACCACGUCCACCAAGACGGGUCUCGUGGUCACGCCGUUCUUCGGGUUCUUCUUCCUGAACAGCGAGCUGGCCAUGAACGCGUGUGCGCAGAGACGAGCGGAGUUCGCGGCGGCGGCGGCGGCGGAUGGGGAGACGCCCAAGUGAGGUGACGAGAGAAGACUUUGAUUGAUGCGGACCUUGGGCACAACCUGUGACGAGAGUCUUUGCUUGGCGCCCGUGGGACGAUGGACGAGAGGGGCGGCGAGGAUGGGAACACGAGAGGGAGCGGUGGCACGGCGGCGCGACGGAGGAGGCGUUAGGUAGUCUACGAUAGUCGGCGUCGGGGGCGUAGCGCUCGCCCCCGCAGCUUGCAAACAGCAAACAGC